CUCCUCCUCCUCCUCCUCCUCUUCCUCCUCUCUGUGUUUAUGUCCGUCCCGCUCAGAUCAGCAGAAGACGACGCGCAAUGGAACAGCGCACAUCCCAGUCUGCGUAAAACAGCGCCUCAGACAGUUAAACAGUGGAUGCUGCUGCACAAGCAAUGUCCUGUACACCCCUGGUAGUCAUUUAGCGACUUUUGCUCACGGGAGACCUUUGUUUUUUUUGUUUUGUUUUUGUUUUUUUUUUACAGUAAGGAGCGUCAAAACAGGGAAAAGUCGGUGGAGUAAAGUGAAGCUGCAGGACACUUCCAACAUGCAUUGGGCAAGUCUGCAUUCCACUCUGACAGCACUGGCACUUGCAGUGCUGCUGGCGUGCGUGUUGUCCUUCAAUGUGGACCAGAAGAACGGCCUGUCCUUUAACGGUCCACUGGAGGACAUGUUUGGUUAUACAGUCCAGCAGUUUGAGAACAGCGAAGGAAAAUGGGUUUUAAUUGGUUCACCGCUGUCGGGCCAGCCGGCUAAACGGACCGGAGAUGUCUACAAAUGCCCAGUGGGAAAGGGAGACAACACAUGUAUAAAGCUAGAGCUACCAAAAAACACAACAAUUCCCAACUUAAAUGAAGUCAAAGAGAACAUGACCAUGGGAACCACAUUAGUGACCAAUCCCAGUGGAGGAUUUCUGGCGUGUGGUCCUCAGUACGGCUACAUGUGCGGCCAGCAGCAGUACAUCUCAGGUGUUUGUGCGAACGUCAGCUCUUCAUUCCAGAUCCUUAACUCUGUAGCUCCAGCAGUACCAGUGCUGCUGGCGUGCGUGUUGUCCUUCAAUGUGGACCAGAAGAACGGCCUGUCCUUUAACGGUCCACUGGAGGACAUGUUUGGUUAUACAGUCCAGCAGUUUGAGAACAGCGAAGGAAAAUGUAAUGACCUUAUCAAAUAUGAGAUCGGUUACAGUAAUUCACUCACUGCUAAUCAGCAGAGCCAGCUGCAAUGUCUACAAUGCCCAGUGGGAAAGGGAGACAACACAUGUAUAAAGCUAGAGCUACCAAAAAACACAACAAUUCCCAACUUAAAUGAAGUCAAAGAGAACAUGACCAUGGGAACCACAUUAGUGACCAAUCCCAGUGGAGGAUUUCUGGCGUGUGGUCCUCAGUACGGCUACAUGUGCGGCCAGCAGCAGUACAUCUCAGGUGUUUGUGCGAACGUCAGCUCUUCAUUCCAGAUCCUUAACUCUGUAGCUCCAGCAGUACCAGAGUGUGAAAAGGAGCUGGACAUUGUGAUAGUUUUGGAUGGAUCCAACAGUAUCUACCCCUGGAGCAGUAUCACAGAUUUUCUGGUCCGCUUCCUUGGGAAUAUUGUGGUCGGACCUAAACUCUCACAGGUGGGCAUCGUGUCAUAUGGUGAGACUGUGACUCACAACGUAAACCUGAGCCAGUUUGACAACACUGCAGAUCUGGUCAAUUUUGUCAGAGAGCUUCCUCAGCAGACCGGCACCAAGACCAUGACCUUUAAGGGUAUCGAUACUGCCAGGAAGGAAGCCUUUAUGCCGGAGCGUGGUGCUCGAGUUGGGGUCAAGAAGGUCAUGGUGACUGUGACUGAUGGAGAGUCACAUGACUCCUUCGACAUGGGGCGGGUCAUUGCAGGCUGUGAAGAAGAUAACAUCGAGAGGUUUGGAAUUGCUGUGUUGGGAGACUAUAAUCGUCAGAAUAAAACUGCAGCAGAAAUCCAGAAGUUCAUCAGGGAAAUUGAAAACAUCUCCAGUCAGCCGCUGCGUGACCACUUCUUCAACGUGUCUGAUGAGUUUGCUUUGCUGAGCAUCGUGGACGCCUUAGGAAGCAGGAUCUUUGCCUUAGAAGCUACAACUAGUAAUUUGACAUCCUCGUUUGAGAUGGAGAUGUCCCAGACUGGCUUCAGUGCACAUACUUCAACAGAAGGAGUGUUACUGGGAGCAGUGGGAGCGUAUGACUGGAAUGGGACGGUGGUCAUGCACACCGCAGGAGGCUCUGUGGUUCCGGGGAAGAACGAGUUCUUUAACGCAGACGCUGAGGUUGGAUAUGAACGACUGGCUGGCUACAUUGGCUAUGACGUAGAGUCGGCGUCCACCCCCGACGGAGUUCUGUACAUCACAGGUGCACCGCGCUACAACCACACAGGCCGCGUCGUCAUCUACCGACUGAACGAAACCAACAACAUCGUCAUCUCACAGAUACUCAGAGGAGAUCAGAUCGGCUCCUACUUUGGCAGCGUUCUGCAGACAGUCGAUGUCGAUGGAGAUUCCUACACAGAUGUCCUCUUGGUUGGAGCGCCGAUGUACAUGGGAACCGAAAGAGACGAGCAGGGACAAGUAUACGUGUACAAACUGAAUGAGGAUGGCCAGUUUGAGCACACGGUCACUUUAAAGCCUGUCAAUCAGUCCUGUUGUACCGCCCACUCAGAGGUCUGCACCAAUAAAAAUGAACCGUGUGGGGCCCGUUUUGGAACUGCCAUCGCAGCAGUGUCAGAUCUCAACUUAGACGGCUUUAAUGACGUAGCGAUCGGAGCGCCACUUGAGAAUGACCACCGAGGAGCCGUCUAUAUCUACCACGGAGACAAGAAGACGCUGAAGGAGAAAUAUGUACAGCGUAUCCCAGCAGGCGGAGACGGUGAAAAGGUGAAAUUCUUCGGUCAGUCCAUCCACGGAGUCAUGGAUCUAAACGGAGACGGGAUCACUGAUGUCACCAUAGGAGGUCUGGGAGGGGCCUCGCUGUUCUGGUCCAGAGAUGUUGCAGAGCUCCGUGCCAACAUGACCUUUGACCCCGCCAAAAUCAAACUCCAGCAGGUCCAGUAUCAGUGUGAACACAGCGGUCGAAAGUCAGUGUGUGUGAAGACCGAGGUGUGUUUUGUCUACACUGUCAAGUCUGACAACAAAGACGCAACCACGGCCAACGAGGUCCACUAUAACCUGACUGUGGAUGCCCUUCGAGCCAAAGCCAGGGCCUCGUUUCUGGACCCUGAGGGGAAAAGCGAUCGCAGAAUCACACGGACAUUCACCAUCAAUGACGGAGAGAGAAAGUGUAUGGAAGAGACCUUCAUGAUGUCGGCCAGGCUGGACUUCAGAGAUCCUCUCAUGGUGUCUUUGGAUUUUGGGUUGGUUGACGAGGACAACGGACCUGUCCUGGAUGAAAGCAUUCCUCGGUCCAUCAAUAAGACGAUCCCGUUAGUAGACUGUGGGGUCGAUGAGAGGUGCAUCGCUGACCUGUCCCUCAGAGCAGAGCCCAGUGUAAAAUCGAUGGUCAUCAAAGCAAAUAAGGAGAAGAUUGAUCUGAAAGUCAGCGUCAGAAACAGCAAAGACAACGCCUACAACACCAAAGUGAUGGUCAGCUUCACACCAAACAUCAACUAUGUCAAAGUAGAGCCAGAAAAUGAUUACACGUUAAAUCACACAAAAGUGGAGUUUGCUGUUGGAUACCCGUUCCUUGGAAACAAUGUGGAGGAAAACUUUGAAGUGAAAUUCGAAGUCAGUCCAGAACACAUUCUGAAGGAAAUCCAGAUCAACGUGACGGCUGUGAGUGACAGUGAAGAGCUGCUCUCUACCCUGAACGACAACACGGUGCAGAUCUCCAUCCCUGUGAAGUACGAGGCUGGACUCAUAUUCUCUGCGUGGCCUGUUGAUGAACACAUCGUAGUGAAGGAGGGUGAGAAGUACGCCGCUGUAAUCAACGAGACCAGGUUUAUCGGAGAGGAGGUCAACAUCAGCUACACGGUGGAAAAAACAGGUGAUUUUGCAACUCCACCCCUUGAUCUGAAGGUGACCUAUCCUCGUGUGUCUCCUAUGGAAAAUAACUUACUGUACCUGACUGGAAUCACCAACAGCCCCAAGGUUAAAUGCAAAGCAGAAGGUCUGAUCAACCCUCUGAACAUUAACUCAGAAGUGGUAAAGCCUAACCCGAAGAAGGAAACACUGGGGAACUUCAUAGUGAGCUGUGAAAACCUCCAGUGUGCAUCAUUUAUCUGCUCCAUCCCUGAGGCCAAGCUGAGUCAUGUCAACAUUACAUUCCGAGUGUGGAAGCCCACCUUCAUCACCGCUGAAUUUUCCAAUCUGCACAUGCUGGUCAACGCCACUCUGGGAAUCAAAAACAAAGACCUGUUUGUGCUGAGCAGCAGUAGCAGGACCAGAAGUGUGAAGAUCCAGGUUACCAAGGAGACGUUAGGAGGAAUCCCCUUCUGGAUCAUUAUCAUCAGCAUCUUAAUAGGACUGCUGAUCCUAGCGCUGGUCAUCUUCAUUCUUUGGAAGAUGGGCUUCUUCAAGAGAAAAUCCAGGGAUUACUCGAAGGAGGAAAUGAUGGACUGAGGUAUCCAAACAGCCGGCACUGAGCAGCUCUGUGACGUCUGCUCUGAAGUAAAGCCAUCAGCUCACACAGACUUUGAAACAGACAGUGAACCGGACGGAGCAGACGCCAUAGAACCACCGCCGCCUCAACAAUGAUGACCUGGAACCACGCCGUCGCUCUGGGCUCUGUCUGCAGGCCUGGGUCAAAUAACACUUGCAAAUAUUUCAUGACCUUUGACAGCAGAAUCUUCAGGUGAUCUUGAACAGAGUCUUGGUUUGAACUGUUGAAAGUCUGGUGGCCUGCUGCAGAUAGUCGACUGCAACCAUCUGCGUCUACAACCAAAACAGAAGGCAGUAUUUGUAAAUUGUAUUUCUCCCAGGUUUCAGGUGUUUCUGGCACAAACCCACAUCAGACCAGGUCAAAGGGUUCCAGAAGAGGACCAGGUUUCACUAAUGUUCUGAGCUGCACCAGGGACACUCCAGCUCUAUUCCAGAGGAAAAAGUACUCAGGUUUUUCAGCAUGAAGAUCCAAAGUCAUCUAAAGCCACCUCACAUGUUUUCUGUGUCAUGACACAUACAAACCCAAAGGUCUGUUUGACAAACAAUAUGUGAAGUUUAUGUGUCAGGGGAAUCUGUCUGAUAUCCUCCACUAAUGUGUUGGAACUUAUUUGCUUGAUUAGUUUUUAUGAAACACUGUACAUGCUAGCUUUUUUUUUUUUUUUUUUUUUUUUUCUUUUUUUUAAAAAAAAAGGUCUUUCCUCUUUCAGCCUACCUGCAGUUUAACAUGGCACACUGAUCUGAAGUUACACAUUUGGCUAAAAACACUGAGCAGAACACAGGAUUUAGUGUGAUACACACAGGUGCAGCCUUCAUAUGCAUAUAUAUAUAUUUUUAAAAACAUUUCGUCUUUGUUAAAUAACACAAUAUUGUCCCAAAUUCUGUGUUAAAUACUUUUGUAACUAGUGUCACCAUGGUUACCGGAGAUACAGAGAGCUGCGCCUUCACAUCUAAACCUUUGAUUGUACUGUAUAUAAAAUAAUGCUACAAAUGUAAAGCUUUAAAAUGUACAUAGUUGUUUUUGCUGAAGUUCAUGUAAUUUAAAAGAUGUUAUCCACAAAUAUUAUCUUUGUUGUGAACAGUGGUCAGAGAGGAGGCUUUUGCUCAGGUGAUACAAGUGUCAUGAAUGAUUUCAUAAAUGUUAAACAUAGAACAAAUAUCUGGCCUGUCUCCAAAUCUGAAAACAGAUGCAGAUGUGUAAAUAUUGUUAUAUUUUGACAGAAAUUGAAAAUAUAAUUACUGCAAAUGUACAUGAAGAUGAGGGUGUGUUUCCACUACUUUCAGAUUCACGUUUGUUUUAAAUGUAAAAUGCUUUCAUUUAACUGAAACUGAUGUUAAUGUUGUGUUUGAAAAUGUCAAAGCUUUAACAGGUUUCUGAUGCAAUACCACUGUAGCAGACCAAGGUGGAUUAGAAACCCUUUAGUCUGCGAUGUUGAUGGUCAUGUGCCCCAUAUAAAAAUGUACUUGUUAUUAUUCACCAGCAGUUUUUCUCAUCACUCUGUGAUACAUCGGAUUCACUAGUAGAUGUUUGUCACGUAUGCAAAGCAUUAGCAUAGUGUAGCUUCAGUGGCACCCACACACGGUACACAGUACCUUACCUUCACAGAUUUUAAUCUUUGUGUUUUUUUUUCCAAAUGUUGCACAGCUACACAAUAUGUUAAAAGAGAUAAUAGUAUACAUGGGAGGGACUGAGUUCCUGUUUCUUUACUGACUUUCUUUCCAGAUGAAGAAUGGGCAGAUUUGGAAGAAGUAGUUGGACGUGUCCACUCCUCCUCCGUCACUCUCCACUGUUGACUUUGAGCACAUGUGAUCUGUAUUCUGUACAGAAUGUGGACCUGUUAGUUUUAGAUUGUAAGGCUACUUCAGGCUUAUCCUCCUCAGACCCAGCUAUGGGUUUCACAACUAUAUACAAAAAAAAGAAAAGAAAACUGUCCACCACAAAGGACAUUUUAAAAACUGCAUCUGAAAAAACUGUUGCAUCAUGAUGUUUCCAAUGUCAGCACUUAUUUAAUAAAAAACAAAAAAAGCUCGUACUUUGCUGACAUGUCCUGGGUCUGAGGAGGUUCUGCAUGAGGGUGGAGUCCUGUGUCUGUCUUUGUUCACUCGCAUUAACAGAUGGUCAGUGAUCACCUGCUCAAACCUUGUCCUCUGUUUUUGGGUUCGCUGAGAGCGUAAGGCACAUGUGAGAGCUGUGAGCUCCACACCAGCCAUCUACACUGCUGUGAAGUCUUCAAUGUAAUGCACUGGUUUGUCAGACUGUAUGUUUCUUCAACAGCACAGAAAUGAACUGAGUCUUAUGUUAAAAAUAAAGACUUUUAAUGAAUAAUUACA
Messenger RNA from Sphaeramia orbicularis (orbiculate cardinalfish), 6685 nucleotides. RefSeq names its product integrin, alpha 1 (gene itga1). The coding region runs from base 305 to 4318 and encodes 1337 amino acids. Gene Ontology annotation, cellular component: integrin complex; external side of plasma membrane. Gene Ontology annotation, molecular function: integrin binding. The record is from RefSeq and is a predicted model, not a curated record. Gene Ontology annotation, biological process: integrin-mediated signaling pathway; cell adhesion mediated by integrin; cell-cell adhesion. The transcript is spliced from 35 exons. NCBI's taxonomy places the organism in Eukaryota, Metazoa, Chordata, Actinopteri, Kurtiformes, Apogonidae.